AUGUCAGAGGCCGGCGAUCCCCUCGACUCCCUCCCGGCGGCGAUCCUCGCCGACGUCCUCGGCCGCGUGUCCGACACCGGGGACCUCGCGGCUUGCCGCCUCGCCUCGCGCGCGCUCCUCGCCGCCUCGUACCACUGUCCGCGGGUGAGCCUCAGCGCGGCCGUCCGCGCACGCCGCCGCCGCGAGGGCGGGGGUGGGGACGCCUUCCGCUCGGCCGCCGCGAACGUCGCCGCGCUCAUCGGGCCGUACCUUCGGUCCCUCGCGCUCGACGCGUCCGAGGGACAUGGUUUCCCCGACGACGCCAUGUGGGUGGAGGAAGGGGAGUUCGACGAGGGCGACGACCUGCACCUCACCUGCGGGGAGUCCGUGGCGUCGUGGGCGGCCACUGCCGCUGGUCCCGCCCUCCGGGAGGUGGACAUCGCCGACUUCUGGCCGCAGUCGUGCUGGCGGAAGGCGGAGGCGCUGCCAGUUAUCUCCAACUUCUGUCAUAAUCUCGUUAAACUGAGGCUGAAAAAUGCAUGGCUAUCUGUUGCUGGGCUCAAGAUAAUGCCAACUCUGACUCAUCUGGCACUUGAGUUCAUUAGAUUAGAUGACGAGGACCUCAGCGCACUGAAUAGAUGUUUCCCUUGCCUUGAGACUCUCAAUCUUAUUGGAGUCGGAGGGCUUAAGGACCCGAAAAUUGACCUUCCUCAACUGAAGACUUGCUGCUGGGAGGUAUCAAAUAUUCCGCGGUCUCUAGCUAUCCACGCGCCUAAAUUGGUCCAUCUUGAGUUAAAGUGUGUUCACCCAGAAAUCCUCAUCUUAGACAUUCCAUCAGUGUCUACUUUGAAACUCACCAUUGAUAAGCUUGGCCCAACUGUCCAAGCUGAUGGCCUUGUGAGUUUGACAAAUCUUCGGAUUGAGUCACUUGAUCUAGAUUCCCUCCUGCAGCUGUUUACAAGCGGUCGAAAUAUCAGGACACUAGAUCUUGAGCUACCAGUUUCUGCAGGUCCUACUCUCCAAGAGGUGGAUAUCGCUGACUUCUCGCCGCUGCCACGCUGGCUGAAGGCGGAGGCUCUCCCUGUCAUCUCCCACUUCUGUCAUAAUCUUUCAAAAUUGAGGCUGAAAAAUGCAUGGCUAUCUGUUGAUGGGCUCAAGAUAAUGCCAAAUCUGACUCAUCUAGCACUUGAGUUCAUUUUAUUAGAUGACGAGAACCUCAGUACAUUGAACAAGUGUUUCCCUUGCCUUCUUACUCUCAAUCUUGUUGGAGUUGGGGGCCUCAAGAACCCCAAGAUUCACCUUUCUCAACUGAAGACUUGCCACUGGGAAGUAUCGAAUGUUCCAGAGUCUUUAGCUAUCCAUGCCCCCAACUUGGUUUACCUUGAGUUAAAGUGUGUUCGACCAGAAAUCCUCAUUUUAGAUACUCCAUCUGUUUCUACUUUGAAACUCACCAUAGAUAAACUUGGUCCAACUGUCCAAGUUGAUGGCUUUGCUAGUUUGACAAAUCUUCGGAUAGAAUCACCGAAUCUGAAUUCACUCUUGAAAGUGUUCGUAAACAAUAGAGAAAUCACGACACUAGACCUUGAGCUACCUUCUUCUAAAAACGGCUUUGCACUAUACGAAGCGGUGAAUCCAGAGCUGUUCUCAAGAACCACUGAAGUCAAGCUGUCGCCAAGGUUUUCAUAUGAACUGAUGAGGCACACCGUGUUCUCGAUGACUGCUUAUGACUGCAGAAGCUGUUUGAAGAAACUUCUUGUCCAUAUGCCUCCAUCGAUCCUUACUGGUUGUCCGUUUGUACCCUUGCUUAACAACUGUGCACCAUCGUGCGAGGUGACUGUUCUUUUCCAUGCCGAUUCCAGCUGUAAUGCUCGUCAAGCUGCAGCAUCAGUUUGGCCACUGGGGUUUCCAGAUAUCACAUGGCAAUGGGGUACUUGGCAGUAAGUAAUCCUGCAUAGAUGCUUCGUUUGAACAAUAUCAAGAAUCACAGAACUAGCAUCUUGGGAGAUCCGUUGUGAAUUUGAACUUGAAUUGGAACACUUGUUAACGCAAUAGCGUCUGAAUAGUGUUUUCAGCUGGUUGGUUUUGCCAUGGCAAAUUUUAAUGGCCUGGUGUAUGCUUUUGUGUAGGGCAUGUAAGCAUGUUUUGCCGUAGUAUUGUGCACAUAUGUUCCAAGAUAAGGAACUAGUCUAUAUGUCUGUCUUACGAGAUUAUGUACUUGUAUGUUGUAUAUUACCUGUUGUACUCUAUAAUUUUCUGCGUGCUAGCAUUUGGAACAGAAAUAAAAUGAUCCGUCAGGCAUCUGGCCGUAUGUACUUGCAAUUUUACAUGUUGUAUAAUACCUCUAUGUUAGCGUA
Lolium rigidum is the source of this 2333-nucleotide messenger RNA. RefSeq names its product F-box/LRR-repeat protein At4g29420-like. The record is from RefSeq and is a predicted model, not a curated record. The transcript is spliced from 3 exons. The coding region runs from base 1 to 1920 and encodes 639 amino acids. Lineage: Eukaryota; Viridiplantae; Streptophyta; Magnoliopsida; Poales; Poaceae.